ACAUCUGAUUGGCCAUGAUAGUCAUUGACGCAAUACAAUAGGACAUUUUUACCGUCAGGUUAUGCUGUCGGUGACACCAAUCCCACUGUGAAUGAAAUUAGCGAGAAGGUGGUACAUUACAAUAUAACACGAAGUUAACAGUCUUCCUGUAGUAGUGUUUUUAAGAGAUACAUAAGUUUUAAACUUGAAUAACAUUAUAGCAUUUCCGGUGCCUGCCUGUCUAUCUCUCAACUAUAUAGUAAAUUGACUAGAUUGAAAAACUUAAAGAUUAGCUAGCUGCUGGUGACAUGGCUGUAACAGUUGAUCACAUCCGGGAUAAACUCAUUAAGGAACUCGGAGCAGUGCAUGUGGAUGUGGAAGAUACAUCACCUAACAGAUGUGCUGCCAGUUUCAAAGUCCUGGUGGUAUCAUCCCAGUUUGAGGGCAAACCACUGUUACAAAGACACAGGAUGGUGAAUACGUGCCUAGCUGAGGAGCUGAAAGAGAUCCAUGCUUUCGAACAGAAGACCCUCACCCCAGAACAAUGGGAGAAGCAGAAGUCCCAGUGACGUGCGCAUGUGCAAAUUUACAUACACACUAUCACCCUCAGAUAACUUUAUAAUUUCUGCUAUAAAGCAGGACUUAUAUUUCUUGUAUAUGUAUAAAGCAGGCAAGCUGUAAAUCAGAUACCGGAGACAUUAAACCACUUUGAUGGUA
Monopterus albus (swamp eel) is the source of this 696-nucleotide messenger RNA. RefSeq names its product bolA-like protein 2. The record is from RefSeq and is a predicted model, not a curated record. Gene Ontology annotation, biological process: intracellular iron ion homeostasis; protein maturation. The transcript is spliced from 3 exons. Bases 288 to 548 code for a protein of 86 amino acids. Gene Ontology annotation, molecular function: 2 iron, 2 sulfur cluster binding. NCBI's taxonomy places the organism in Eukaryota, Metazoa, Chordata, Actinopteri, Synbranchiformes, Synbranchidae. Gene Ontology annotation, cellular component: nucleus; cytosol.